Molecule: messenger RNA, 1134 nt
Organism: Rhipicephalus sanguineus (brown dog tick)
Lineage: Eukaryota; Metazoa; Arthropoda; Arachnida; Ixodida; Ixodidae
Gene: Ciao1
Product: probable cytosolic iron-sulfur protein assembly protein CIAO1 homolog
Exons: 5
Coding region: 85-1095 (336 amino acids)
Biological process (GO): iron-sulfur cluster assembly
Cellular component (GO): cytosolic [4Fe-4S] assembly targeting complex
Molecular function (GO): protein binding
Source: RefSeq, a predicted model, not a curated record
GUCUGCUGAAGUCUGUUGACGAUCGUGAGCAUGCGAGGUUAAGGUGAUGCGAUCUUCCUGAACAUUUUCCUUCGUUGUAUCGCUAUGGCGGACAAGAUGAAAAUGACAUUGGUGUCCGAACUUGAAGGACACAAAGACCGUGUGUGGUGCGUCGCGUGGAAUCCUGCGGGAACCGUGUUGGCUAGUUGCGGCGGCGACAAAAGCACUCGUCUCUGGGCGCUCGAAGGUGGUGCAUGGACAUGCAAGGCUGUGCUGCUGGAUGGACACCGGAGGACCGUGCGUAGUGUCGCGUGGUCCCCAUGUGGCAGCCGCCUUGCCUCAGCAAGCUUCGACGGCACUAUUUGUAUAUGGCGGAUCGACGGGGAGUCGCGCACUUGGGAGAGUGUGGCCACUCUGGAAGGACACGAGAGUGAGGUGAAGGCUGUUGCAUGGUCCCCCUCGGGACGCCAUCUGGCCACCUGCGGCCGGGACAAGACUGUCUGGAUAUGGGACGUGGUAGACGAUUUGGACGAGUUCGAGUGCGCAUCUGUUCAGACAUGUCACACCCAAGACGUCAAAACAGUGAUAUGGCAUCCGACAGAAGAGGAGCUCGUGUCUGCCAGCUAUGACAACAGCGUGCGUGUGUACGCCGAGCAAUUGGAUGACUGGGAGUGCGCGUGUUCAAUGUUCAAGCAUGAGAGCACCGUGUGGUCAGUGUGCUUUGAUGGCCGGGGCCACCGCCUUGCCUCUGCCAGUGCUGACGGCAGCGUCCGUGUUUGGAAACGACUCCAGGGAGCACCAUCAGGAGACGCCCGCUGGGAAUGCGAGGGCACGAUUGGCACGCUGCACCCACGGCCCGUCUACAGUGUCUCUUGGUGCCCGCUUACCGGCUUACUAGCCACCGGUUGCGGCGACAACGGAGUUCGCGUGUUUGUUGAAGAGCAGUCCGGCUCCGGAGAGCCUUCUUGGCGGUUAGCGUGCCACGAAUCGCAUGAACAGGACGUCAACUGCGUCGCCUGGAACCCGUCCACGCCUGGUCUCCUCGCUUCGGCUGGGGACGAAGGUCGGGUGCGCAUAUGGCAAAUCGAGCCGCCGCCGCCAUCGGCCAUUGACUAGAACGUUCUGUUAAUAAAUAUCUGUUGUGUUGUGUACAUA